CCGAGAAAAAACAACCUCACCUACAGAAAACCAAAAACUAAAAACGCAAAAAAAACAACCUUAACUGCUAUUUUUAAUCGAUUAUAUUCGACUACACUACAUUCAACUACACUAUAUUUCGUUGGGCGGCGAGGUUGUUUCUGCGUCAUUGCUCGAGAAGAAGUUAGACGGCUCAUCUCCAUGGCAACCAGAACUCUUGUUAGCGUUGUGCUUUUGUAAAUUAGCACGGCGUGGCUAGCUGGUCGUCAUGUUCCUGUACAGUUCGCUCGUUUCGGUUCGUUCAAAUUCAUCCAAGUUGGAUAAGCAGUCAUAAUUUAGAAGAAAGUUUGUGUGAAGCCUAAAAACAUUGCUAGCUUGUGCGCGGUGAUGUCAGACUGGUGCAACACCGACACAGGAGAGGCGGUCUACAGGUCUCUGGAUGCUAUCAAAAACCUGCAGAUUAAGGUGCACUUGGAGAGGGUGACCACCACUGCGGCUCUCUCUCUGCGCCUCCAGCAGGAAGUUCUGACCCAGCAGGAUGGAGGAGCCAUCGAACUGAAACCCCUCGCCUCUCAGGCCCAGACUGGUGAUAACGAGGAGGAAGUAGUUGUUGGCUGGCAGGAGAAACUUUUCAGUCAGUUUGAAAUGGAGUUGUUCCAAAACGAGGCAGCGUGUCAGACCCCUCUGGAUCGCCAGUACCACAAGGAGGUCACGGCCCUGAACAGGGCUAAGGGUCGGCAAAACAACCGGAUCUUCACGUACACGGAUUACGAUCGCUACACCAACUGCCACCAGCUCCAGCAGCAGAGCACUAAUGAUUUACUGACCACAACCAAGUCCAGACCCACCUUCCUGGCUGAGAGGAUGGCCAGCAUGCGACACAGAAGACAGGACAGGCGAACCAUGGACUUCAGCUUCCCCAAGUCCAAGAUUAUCAACUGGGAGCCCAGCGAGGAGGUUAAGAGGAACAGCCACGAGGUGAACAGCGUCAUGCAGACCAUGCACAUCAUGGGAGACCUGGGAGCACCUGGAAGACUCGGACAGAAAGAGAACGAAUGUCUGCUCUUCACCGUAAAAACCGACGGCAACGGAACAAUAGUGGUGAAACCUGACUUCAACAAGGGCAAAGAGCCCUACAGGGUGGUGACUGAAGGCACCAAUAAAGACGUUUGGCGUCUCACCGUGGAGAAUGUCUCAGCGACCAUGAAAAGCGAGGACAAGGAGAGAGAGAAGCACCUGUUCAAAAAUCUGUUGGUCAAACACAAGGACUUCUCAAGUAGUCUCGUCGGACAGGACUUUGAAAUGCCACCUGCAGGUAUCCUGCGGUACUUGAUGAACGGGGAGAUAGUGUCUGCCAAGGGGUUUGAAUAUGACAACAUUUACGUCCACUACAUCAUGGAGCUGCCAAACAACUGGUCCAGCUUGCCAAUGCACCCCCACUCAGGCGUCACCCACACCUCGCGCACCAAGACAUCAGGGAAGGACAACGUGGCUUACUUCAGUUACCCUUUCACCUUCGAGGCGUUCUACAUGAGCGAGAAAGAGAGCGGGGAAUCACUCCCCCACUGGCCACUGUUGUACUUCAAGGUUCUGUCUCUGGACACCUGGCAGCGCUGUCGAACCGAAGGCUACGGAUACCUGCUCUUGCCUGACUCGCCUGGUCGACACACGGUCACGUGUCACACGUGGCGACCCCUCCAGACGGGCACGGUCUCGGCAAUGCGACGCUUCUUCAUCGGAGGUUCCCCGGAGCUGGAAGACCCGAGCUACGUGAGGACUCCAGGACAUUUCAAGGGGGAGCGGCUAAGUCGCUUUGGCUUUUGUACUGAAAGCUCUGGAAGUGUGACCUUUACUCUGCACUGCAUCCAGCAAUCCAAGGCCUUUGUGGAUUCCAACACGUUGAGAAGAAGGAAGCACUAUGUCGCCGACCACACCCACGGAUUUAGUCAUCACGAUACACUCAUGAGCACCAUGGAGGCCUUUCAACGGGCCAGAAGAAAAAUGCAAGACGUCCGAGAAAGUCUUCCCAGAGACUUCAUCGCCUCCGCCUCCCAACUCCAAAUUUGAUGUCCUGCUUAAGAGCGAAAAUCAGCGUAACAAAAUCUUCUUUGCGGUGACGAGGCAUUGUCUAAUGUGUUUGUAAUACAAACACAUUAGAAUAUUUGGCUUGUAUGGGUCACUCGGCCAAAAAGGUUCCCGACCCCUGGUUUACAUAUACAACUUUCUCCGACUUUCUAAGACGUGUUUUAUGCCAGUUCUUUUUCUGUCUCAUUUUGUCAACCAAACUUUUAACAUUGUGCAUGAAUGCACAAAGGUGAGUUUUGUUGAUGUUAUUGACUUGUGUGGAAUGCUAAUCGGGCAUAUUUGGUCCUUGCAUGACUGCAAGCUAAUCGAUGCUAAAAUGCUAUUUAGGCUAGCUAUAUGUACAUAUUGCAUCAUUAUGCCUCAUUUGUAGCUAUAUUUGAGCUCAUUUAGUUUCCUUUAAGUCCUCUUAAUUCAAUUUAUAAUACAAACACAUCCGAGAAAGUCAUUUGCAGUAAUAUUUGCUGCACUGUAACAUUUCCACUCAUGACAUUUUGUUAUAUAAAGUCCAUAAAUCAUGUAA
This is a messenger RNA of Nerophis ophidion (straightnose pipefish), 2584 nucleotides long. RefSeq names its product MKS transition zone complex subunit 1 (gene mks1). NCBI's taxonomy places the organism in Eukaryota, Metazoa, Chordata, Actinopteri, Syngnathiformes, Syngnathidae. Gene Ontology annotation, cellular component: MKS complex. The record is from RefSeq and is a predicted model, not a curated record. Gene Ontology annotation, biological process: cilium assembly. Bases 367 to 2046 code for a protein of 559 amino acids. The transcript is spliced from 18 exons.